GUACAUUUAUUCGGUUCAUAACACUAAAUGUUAACCUAAAAAAACACAAGAACAAACAGUUCCAACAUACAUAAAAAAAAUGUCCUGCUAUUCAAGUGAAUCAGAAUGGCCAUAUUACCAACAUCAAAUACAGGAAUUCCAUGACACAAAUAGUCAUACUUAUGCUCAUAAAUCAACAUCUAAGAGAAAGUCUAGGGCAUCCAAAAGGUCACCUGUUACGGUGUUAAAUGCUGAUGCAUCGAAUUUUCGAGCGUUGGUGCAACAGUUAACCGGUCGCCCUAGUGCACCUGCUCGACUCAGGGCGCACAAGGGUCCGUUAACAAUUAAUUUUAGAAGAGCAAAAGUGCUCGAUGAAUCGUAUGUUUCAUCUAUUCCAAUUGGUUAUGGUUCGAGUCAGUGUCACCCGACUCAGUUUCAUCAAAGAAAAGAGCGAAAACUAAAUGGUUUUGAUGAUCAUGAUAGAAAUGUGGCCGUGUCAUCAACAAGUAGUGUGCAAAGUAAGGCGUGUUUUCCGGUGACGGAUGUUGGAAUGGAUUGUUGGGAAGAUUUUGAUGAUGAUCUUGUUGAUGAAUGUAUAAGAGAAUUAAUUGGUGAUGGUAUUUGAGGAUUUUUUGAUUAUACUUUCAUUGUUUCUAUAACUUUGCCACACUUUUAUUUCUUUUAGAGAAAUGUCUACAUCUCUCCUCUACAUGUUUCAAUAUCUUCUUUAUUAUCAGCCGCACAAUUCAAAUGAUCCUACAAUUUCUUAACUUUUGUACAAAGUUUCGAAUCUAAAAGAUACUUGGGAAGUUGGGAGUAAAUUUGUAUGAUCAAUAAAUUACGUUUGGACGUAAUAAUAAAGAUGAAGAAGACACAUCAAUGUUUCUUUGUUCAAAUUUUCUAAUAUCUAAUUCAUUGCUCUUACACUUUUUGUUGAGAAGUUAAAUUUCUUCUUAAUCAGCGGUUCUUAUUUAUGUGAAAUAGUAUGUGGUAUUUACAAUUAAAAAUUAAGUAAAAAUAAUCUUUUUCAAUUACAUGAAUAAGAUUGUACAUAUUCAACUUACUAUACGAA
Amaranthus tricolor (Joseph's coat) is the source of this 1051-nucleotide messenger RNA. RefSeq lists its product as uncharacterized. Bases 80 to 604 code for a protein of 174 amino acids. The transcript has a single exon. The record is from RefSeq and is a predicted model, not a curated record. Lineage: Eukaryota; Viridiplantae; Streptophyta; Magnoliopsida; Caryophyllales; Amaranthaceae.